Molecule: messenger RNA, 1866 nt
Organism: Tetrahymena thermophila SB210
Lineage: Eukaryota; Ciliophora; Oligohymenophorea; Hymenostomatida; Tetrahymenidae
Exons: 4
Source: RefSeq, a predicted model, not a curated record
AUGAAAGCUUUGGGCUUUAUAACAGGCUAUUAUUCAACCCAAUAAGAAACAUAUAGUUUAUUUCUAGAUUUUAUUAAUAAUACUAAUGAUAAUUAAAAAGGAUUUUAAAUUUAAUUUUCUACUUAAUCUUUAAAUAGUAUUAGUGAAAUCAAUAUAAACUAUAUUUAUUUUCCUGAAGACUAAUAUUACUCAGGUAACAGUUAUUAUAACAUUUAAAGUUAUAAUGAUUCUUAAUAGCUAAAUUUGAAUAGAUUUAGUUUUAACAUUUCUUACACUAAUGGUGAUGGUAAUUAAUAUAAAUCAACUAGUUAACAGCAAAUGCAAAGUUUUUAAGUUAAAAAUUUAUAAAAUACAAUUGGUGGAAUUAAUGGUUUUAAUUUUUGUGGUAAUAAAAUUGACUGUGGUAAUAGUGUAAGAGCUUUGCUUAAUAUUAAAAAUGACAAUACCUAUAAUUAUACAACCUGGUCUAUUUCAUAAAUAUACAGCAUAACAAGUUAAUUUAUUCAAUUUAAUAUGUUAAAUUGUAAUUUAAUUAAUUAAACAAUAAAUUUCAAUGAUCAAUGUGUAAAUGAGUGUCCUUAAAAAUAUUUCAACAAUACUGAUAAUACAAGUUAAUAAUUAUAAGUUUGCUCUUAGUGUUCAGAAGAAUGUUAAAAUUGUUAAAGUGAAAAAAGUAAGUGCAUAACAUGUAAAUCAGGUUAAUAUCUCUACAAUAAUACAUGCUUUAAGGAUCAACCUGAUAAAACAUAUUGUGAAAAUAAAUAAUUUAAUUAUUUUAUUUGUACAGAAUGUAAGAACUGCACAAAAUAUUGCGAUUCUAAUGGAUAAUGUUUGGAUUGUAAAAAUACUUAUUAUUUUUAUAGAGAUAAAUGUUAAAAUGAAUUACCUCCACCAAAUACAUAUAUAGAUAAUGGAAAAUACUUUGAUUGUCAUUAAACUUGCAAAACAUGUUUCUAAAAAGGGCCAAAUUCAUGUUUAAGUUGUGAUGAAAAUAAUUUUAUUUAUUAAAAUAAUUAAUGUGUUUGUAAAGAUCAAAAAGGAUUGGAUCAAAAUUUUACUUGCGUAAAUUGUAAAGUGCUUGGGUGUUAAAAUUGUACUAGUGAUUACACUACUUGUUAGGGAUGCUAAUAUGACAUGAUCUUAUAAAAUUCUAUUUGUAUAUGCUCAGACUAAAAUUAUUAUUUUAAUUAAUUUAAAUGCAUUCAAAGUCCUAAUUAUAAGAAUUGCGAAAAAUUGAACUAAUUUGAUUCAAAAUGCGAAUAAUGUAAGAAAGGAUUUUAGAAUUAUCAUGGAACUUGCACUUACUGUGGAAAUGGAAAGUAUGUAGCAUCUGAUAAUAAUUGCAAUGGAUAAUGUGCUCAGAAUUGUAUUUUUUGCUUAGAUAGCUCAUCUUGCCAAGUUUAUGAUUAAGAUCUUUCUUGUCAUUUCACAUGCACAACUUGUACAAAGCCAUUAUCUUAAAACUCCUGCCUUGGAUGCAUAUCAGCUACCAGAAAACUAAAUAACUCAACAAAUACAUGUGAUUGCAUUCCUGGAUAUGAAGAAAGUGGAAAAAAUGACUGUAAUAAAACUGAAGAUCCUGUAAAAAACUAUAAUUAGAAUACCUAUUCUUCUCCAACUGCUUUUGAAAUAGUUUUGAUUGCUAUCUUAAUGAUUAGAUAGGUUCUAGAUACCAUAUUAUCAUUAAAUGCAUAUUACAUGAUUUUUAAAUCAAUUUAAAUUAGUCGCAAAAAGAUACCUGAACUUAAUUUCAAGAAUGAACUUUAUAUGAACAACUUACCAAAAGAAUUUGAUAUUAGUACUAUAAGUUAAAUUUUAGAUCAAUCUGGAAAAUUUUAAAAGUCAUUUAAAGGUUAAAACUAUUGA